AUGUGCCCACCACCAAACCCAUCCAGCCUCACGCCCCAAGCCCCUCAACCCCCAACCCCCAUCCCCUCCAACGUCCCCACCGACCCCAUAUCCCAAGCCGCCUACAACCACGCCGCCACAAACCUCCACCCCACAAUCCUCGCCCACAGCCUCCGCGUCUACACGCACGCCCUCCACCUCUCCCAACGCGAAAACUCCGUCCCCUGGCACCACCCCUCACACCUCCCCCUCCUCUUCACCGCCUGCAUCUUCCACGACAUCGGCACCACCCCCCUCCACAACACGAGCCCCACCACCCGCUUCGAAAUCGAAGGCGCCGACGCCGCUGUCGCCUUCCUCUCCCAACACAACAUCCCCCAGCCGGAGAAACACGCCGUCUGGACCGCCAUCGCCCUGCACGAUACGCCGCAGAUCGCCGAGCGCAUCGCGCCUUUAUCCCGCCUCGUGCGACUCGGCGUCGCGAUAGAUUUCAAACGGCCCGCGGCGCUGGAGCUGGUGAGCGCGGAAUGGGUGGAGGAGGUCGAAGCGCAGUUCCCGCGGGGCGAGAUUGAGAAGGUUUUGGGGGAUGUGGUUGUGGAGCAGGCGUUGGAGGCUCCGGAGAAGGCGCCGGCGGCUUGUUGGCCUGGGGGGUUGUUGAGGAGUAAGUUGGAGAAUCCAGGGUGGGAGGGGGUUAAUAAGGCUUUUUGA
This is a messenger RNA of Zasmidium cellare ATCC 36951, 687 nucleotides long. RefSeq lists its product as uncharacterized. Lineage: Eukaryota; Fungi; Ascomycota; Dothideomycetes; Mycosphaerellales; Mycosphaerellaceae. The coding region runs from base 1 to 687 and encodes 228 amino acids. The record is from RefSeq and is a predicted model, not a curated record. The transcript has a single exon.